Molecule: messenger RNA, 3771 nt
Organism: Phanerochaete carnosa HHB-10118-sp
Lineage: Eukaryota; Fungi; Basidiomycota; Agaricomycetes; Polyporales; Phanerochaetaceae
Exons: 15
Coding region: 28-3771 (1247 amino acids)
Source: RefSeq, a predicted model, not a curated record
AACAAUCGCAGCACGGACGCUACCGAAAUGCGAUCACGGACGAUUGAAAACGCCCUCCAGUCUUUGAAGAGAUCAGUUCAGCCCAAGUCUAAAGGAAAGCGCAAGCUGAACGCGACUGAGGAAACGCUUGGGCGCGUUACUUCAUACCUUAACGGCUCUGCUCUUUCCCUGGAUGCUGAGGGCAAGCUGUCGGAGGUGUUCCGGAAGCAGCUGCCAGUGCUGUACGCUGCAUCCCCACGUAAUGCUCUGGAGUUCGCGUCCACUCUCUGCAAAACGAUCUAUGAAGAAAAGAUUAUCAAGGCUCUUACUGCAGGAAAGAGUGAAGAGAGAUCACGCUGGGAAGGCGUGCUCAAUGCUGUGCUAUCUGGUGUUUUGGACCAUCAAGAUGAGCAUCAAGAUGGAAGCUUCAAGGAGAUUAUUGGUUCCACCCUAUAUCCCAUCCUCUGCUCGGUAUUCUCUUCCAGUUCGAUCUCUCAAAUGGGUCCUGAUCUGAGAUGCACGGGAUAUUCCGUUCUCUCUGAAUCCGCUGAUGGACACAGAGCAAAUCAGAAACAGUCAAGCUCGGCUCUAUGCUCUGGAGAACAAAAGGUAUGGGAUGAACAGAGUCGUCUGUCCAGAAGCUCAUUUUCUCUCCAAGAUUAUCUCGCCAUGGAAAGCAUCCUCAACUUGUUUGCACGCAUGAUACCCCCUUCCGGCUCGACGGCGUCUGGUCGCGCGCAGCGGAGAGCCUUCAUUCGAUCCGUCUUCACUGACUCUAACCCGGACGACCCGAAGACGGGUGAAGAGUUGGCCCACAUGGUCGAGCAUGUAUCUACACCCGACUGGGAGCAGACUGCAACCCGCAUCAUCGAGACCUUGGCCGCUUCCAACAUUGGGUAUCCUCAGCCAUUCAGCAUCAGCGAGGUUGUUACUGGAGAAGCCAAGCCGUCGGACCGCAUCUUCGUGGAUGAGCAGGGAUUCUUGGCCAAUGUGCUGGUCGAGGACGACCUCUUCGACUCGCUCACUGCCCCUUACUCGACCGUCAAAGCAGUUGAGAUAUCCCAACGGCCUAGUGCGAAACGAGUGCCUGGGCAGCUAGCGACUGCCCGUACUGUUAUUACGCUCUCAACGCCCGCAAAGCUGGGGCAGAAGCCGAUCGGCAUACUCUCGCCAGAGUUGUCGCCUCAACUUAUGUUCACGCUCGGUAUGGACGAUGUUGAGCGCUUCCGGACAGCUCUCAAUAGCCGUGGAAUCGGACACGUUGUCAACGUUAACAUGUCCGUUAAGCAAUCUAUCUCGGUGUUUCCCGCGACUCUCGAGAUGGACUUCGCGGGGAACCUGAUAGACAGAGACGAGGUGGAACAUAGGGCUGAGAAUCUGUCUCAACUUUACGGAACGAACGACCUCAGCGACGAUCAAGACGAAACUAAGAACGAGCGGUUCGCAAAUACUAUACCUGAGGAAAUUCCCUGUAUCGAUCCAGCAUUGCUAACAAUCCGACCCCCGGGAACCGACUGCUCAUCUACUGUUACCCAGACUGGGAAUUCCUCUGCUAAUGCUUCUAUUUCUGCUGGCCUUUCUACUGCUGUAUCCGGACCCGGACUUCCUCCCACGUCGCCCACUGUCAAGCCAGCUAUUGCUUCUAGAUGCACUCCUAUUUCUGCUUGCUCUGCAGCUUUGGCACCUCCUAUGACUCCCGUUAGACGUACUGCCAGCCAAGCCCUUCGCGAAAAUGUCUUUGGGGCCAGUGACGACGAGCUUUCUCCUACCGAGUCCCCCCCUGGUCCGCCGAAAAUCUCCCGGAAGCCAGCCUCGAAGCUUGCAUCUCAAUCCGCACCACAAAAGACCUCCACCGUCGCCAGGAUCGCUCGGGGAAGACGAGUGCUUGACUCCGAUGACGAAAUGCCUGUCUCUACGCCGACUAAGCUGCCGCCGAAGAGCACCAAAAAGGCUGUGCCUAUCUCCGACGACGAAAUAGAAGAUGUCUUGCAUGCCACUAGGUCUCUUGUCUCUCGCCGCCGUUCGGCCCUGCCCAUGACUCCGGUGACACCUGCGAAACUUUUGUCUUCUCGCCGGCAGUCUGUCGUGUCUAAGGCCGCCUCGAUUAUGAAACAAUCAGACCCUGCUUCUGGAAAGCUCGCUGUUCCUGCUGCUGUCGCUGGUUCCAAGAAUCGUCCCGCCCGGAAGAAGACUCCUGUCUGCAUUGAUGUUGACCUUGAUCCCACUGAUGAUGAGCUCACUGUCCUGAAAACCAAACCUGUUGCUGCCGACCCGGUUAUUCUCGAUGGCCUUGACAAGACUAAGGAUACGCUCGAAUUGGACAGCGGCAAAAAUAAUAAACGAGUGCGAAUGAGCUCACCGCUAGUGCAGCCCGUGAAGAAGUCCAUCAAGGCUUCCCUGCGCAAGAAGGGCCAGCCUUUGCUCGAUCCUGCACAGGAGCGAGUGAACACGGAGAAGACCAAGAGGAAGAGGACCGCCGAAGAUGAAUCUACCGACAGGAACCCCGAAGCCACCGCUUCCAAGAAGAUAAGGCUUAGUCGUACGGAGAAGGCCUCCGCUACUCCGCCUGCCGCCGGACCCCAGGAUGACAACUUUGUCUUCAAGCCCGACAGUGCCAAGGCGAAGAAGCAGUAUCGCGCAAAGAAGGUCCGAACUAGCUCUCCUGCUCACACCGCCGUAGACUUCGACACGAUACCGGAUCCGACUGCAUCUGUGACCAAGUCGAAUAAGACCACCGCCUCCAAGGCGUCAAAGAAGGGAGCCGGGGAGCCCACGGCGAACGUUUCGGCUGCGGCCAAGGUCCCUGGUUUGGGCGCGACCGAGCCCAAAGCGGAGGCAAAUACCCUGCAAGAGAUGCAUGUCAAAGCUGAGGUCGGCGGAGCGCCUCCGCCAGACACUGCGAAGGUUGAGAAGGCCAAGUCGAAACGCAAGCCCGCACCUAAGAAGGCUAAAGAGGCGAAGCCUGUGCUUGAAGUUGACGUCAAGGAGAAAGGCAAAGAAGAGUCGCCCAAGAAAGACGUUGCAAUCCUGAAUAUCGAGCCAGAUGUGCGCAAAGCCGGAGAGGAACAUAUCUCGCCUACGAAGAAGUCAAAGAAAGCUCCUUGGGAAAGUCUCCACGUAGAGCAGGUCAAAGCUGCUCCGGUAUCCAUUCCUGCUCCGGUAGACCCGCCUGUCCUUACACCACCCGUUGUGGACCAGGUGGACUCUAUCCUCAAUGCAACGGAAGCUCAGCCUGCAGUAGAGCUCGACGAUUUCAAUGCAGAAGUCGCCGUCAUGACUUCGACUCCCCCAAAGAAAAUUCGCGCGAACGUCGGGACGGUGCCUGUGGGUCCGGUACAAAAGCUUAAGCAACACUUACAGAAGAUUGAUGAUGGGUUGGAAUUGGCGUAUGAAUCUCCAAUGAAAUUCGCUACACCAAGCCCUCUGCCCAUUAAUCCUGACAUGCGUAACGAUGCUCCCAGAAAGACAAACCACGAGGUGCUCCUGGCAGCCCAAGCAAGAGCGACCGUUACCUUCGAGGAGCCUGAAACUUCUGUGAAGAAAGUCAUUUCUCCUAUCAUGAAGCCGCAGGCCAGCGCUCUCAGGCCAGCACUAAGGGACAAGAAGCUUGAGUUUGCACCAUCCUCGAAGCCGAUACCAGCCAAGUUUGACAGGACCAAAGACUCCCCCCGACACAAGAGACCAGAGCCCACCGGAGUAGUGGAUGAAAUUGCUGCCGUCUUGCAAGAUAUUCAAGAGGCUGGUUCCCUUCCCGUUCACUGUAGGGAGGCCUGCUCACGCAUUGUGCUAUAG